ACUAUAUAAAGCUGUUCCUUCAAUCGUACUAAGAAACGGCAAUAAAGAGUGUGUAAAAGAAAUGAAUCAUACAAAUAUUGAGCAGUCUCAAGCGUUUGCAAUAUUUGACGUAACGGUUCAAUCAUUGUGUGUAAUUAUUGGAGUUACAGGAAACAUUUUUGUGAUAUUGUACAAUGUUCGUUGGAACACAAAUAAAAAUACAAGCAGCUAUUUUGUUAUAAAUUUGGCUGUUUCAGAUCUUGUCGUUUGUGGGAUCUCUCUUCCAUUGUGUAUUGUAAUGGUAACUCAACUUUUGAUGGGAGUAACCAAACUAUCUGUACCUUGUAAACUGAAAUAUUCCCUUUGGUACGCGACCAUAUCGACAUCAUAUGUGAAUCUUAUGAUGCUCACAAUUGAUCGUUACAUUUGUAUUGCAUUACCCCUAAAGUAUCCUCAAAUUGUCACCCAAAAAAAGGUGUCUAUAGCUUUGGCUUCAGCAUGGAUCACUGGUUUUCUUAAUUUCAUUAUGGUGUUUUUCAAUACAAAAAGUUCCAAAAUGCCAUUUGAAUGUUAUCCAAGCGAAAUAGUUGUUUCAAUUUGCACUAUUUUAUUCUUUCUUCUUCCACUUGGUGUUAUCAUGGUUUUCAAUGUGAAAACUAUACAAAUUGCUCGAAACCAAAGUCGAAAAACAGCAGCACAAGCUUCAUCACUACAAACAAGUGAUUCAACCGCUACAGAUGAUUUUAACUCACGAAAAACUUCACAACAGUUUAAACUCUUCAAAACAAUUCGUGUCGUUUUUGGAUAUUUUUUACUCUGUAUAACACCAUUUUCUGUGAUGGUGUUUAUAAAGUUUGUCAUUUGUAAUGGUGGCUGUAUUUCUUUAAACGUACUUCGUGUAGCAAUACUUGUGGCCGCAACAAACUCCGUCACAAAUGCUUUUAUAUAUGGAAUACGUGACAAGGAAUACAGAAGAUCUUUCAAGCUACUGUUUGCACGGUGUUGCAAUUUAUCUGGGUAA
Molecule: messenger RNA, 1000 nt
Organism: Xenia sp. Carnegie-2017
Lineage: Eukaryota; Metazoa; Cnidaria; Anthozoa; Malacalcyonacea; Xeniidae
Product: adenosine receptor A3-like
Exons: 1
Coding region: 62-1000 (312 amino acids)
Biological process (GO): G protein-coupled receptor signaling pathway
Cellular component (GO): membrane
Molecular function (GO): G protein-coupled receptor activity
Source: RefSeq, a predicted model, not a curated record